AUGCCGAACAUCUACAAUCCGUUUGCAAGACGCGAGUCGCACGACAGGUCCGUGCUGACUACAUACCGAGUCAUUGCCCCUCUGUCGUACGCCGUGGUGUUGAUUGCGGGAAUUUACUAUUCUUCACGGCGGCCAAGCGAAGUUUCCAAUGGACAUACUAUUUGGGACAAUUUCUUGCGACGCAUCACGCCAUUUAGUGUUGAGCUGACUGUCACAGCAAUUUACUGGAUCCUAUUACUACUUGCCCAACUACACUAUAUUUUAUCCGGACUCGUUUUCUCCCGAGAUACAGCUCUGACUCACGCGGCGGCAAAUAUUGCGCCGUACUUCAUCCUUCAUAACCUCUUCGUCUUUGCUUGGAUCCUCCUUUGGACACGGAACCAUUUCUGGCCUGCAGAGGUCUUUGUAGGGGUGGAUUUUAUCCUCCAACACCUCGCCUUUUGGCGUUUCCGCGGCCUCACACCCCUCACCCACAUCUCCGUGAUUGCUGCUCCAUACGCCUGGGAUCUAAUCUUGCUUUUAUGGAACGGGUCCGCUGCAGCGCAUUCCUUCUCCCCCGCCGCGGAAAUCGCGGCAAAUAUCUUCAUCUGGGUAUUCUUCGUUAUCAGCGCUGCGUCAAUCUUCUUCACCGUCGAUGACCUUUUAGGGUAUUGUUUGAGUCUACUGAGUCUUGGGCUCGCUAUACAGCAGUAUACGCGCAAGCGUCUCCCACUCCAGUGGAUCUUUGCCUGGGUCAUAUUUGCAGUGCUCUUUGUUGAGACGAUCUAUAUCACUGCCACUAAAUAUUCGGGCCGGACAGUUUACUGGCGCCGCGGGGCUGAACCUGAAUCGACUGAUGCCGAGCGGGCGCCUCUGCUGAACGACUCCGCACCCGUGGCGGCCUCAUAG
Messenger RNA from Aspergillus calidoustus, 888 nucleotides. The record is from the annotation of a GenBank genome assembly. Lineage: Eukaryota; Fungi; Ascomycota; Eurotiomycetes; Eurotiales; Aspergillaceae.